Hydatigera taeniaeformis is the source of this 1740-nucleotide messenger RNA. The record is from the annotation of a GenBank genome assembly. NCBI's taxonomy places the organism in Eukaryota, Metazoa, Platyhelminthes, Cestoda, Cyclophyllidea, Taeniidae.
AUGGUGUUGGGACGCUGCUUGAGCAAAUUCAUACUACACCUCCUCCUCUUUUUCGUCCUCAAUCAUCUCUGCACUUCAGCAGUUCUGUCGCCGAGACGUAAGGAGGCAGAGGAUAAGGAGGACAUCUCUCCUGCUUUUUGGGAGCGUCUAGCUAGAGAAAGGCUUAAGAGGAGCAACAAGAUUUUCUCUUCACCUCAUACACCUGCAAAGAAUGUUAUUCUCUUUUUGGGUGAUGGAAUGGGUAUGCCGACAAUUUCAGCAGGUCGCUUUUUCAAAGUUGAGGUGGAGGAUAGGUGGGACGAGGCAAAUCCAAUUCUGGCUUUUGAGAAUUGGCCUUUCCACACAAUGUGCCGAACAUAUGAUUUGCGGACUACCGUAACAGAUUCAGCAAGCUCGGCUACUGCUUAUCUCGGUGGCACCAAAACCAACACCGGAGUCAUUGGUUUGACGGGCGCAGUAAGUCCCAAGUCCUGUCGCAAGCAUAAAGUUGGGGAGCGAGUGGAAUCCGUCCUGGAGGCGGCAGUGGAGGCUGGCAUGGCAACGGGAAUUGUCACCACCUCACGCGUCACUCACGCCUCCCCUGCUGGGGCUUUUGCUCACACGGCUUCGCGCCAUUGGGAGUCUGACAGGCAGCUGAUGAAAGACUGUCCUGGCGUCCCAGAACUACCUAUGGAUAUCGCCCAACAGUUGGUGGAAGGGAAUCCAAGCAUCAAUGUGGUGUUAGGCGGCGGUUCCCGCGCUUUCUUUCCCAGCGGAAGUCGGGGCGAUCGGUUGGAUGGCCGAAACCUUGCAAAUGAGUGGCUGGCCAGUCAGACAAGUAGAGGUCGCCGUGCUAAACUCAUCACUGAUGCGAGCCAAUUCCUACUAACCGACUUUUCUGAAGUGGACUAUCUUCUCGGUGAGUUGAGGAUCUUUGAAGUCUGCUGGAGAAUGGUGGCCGUUAUGGAAUGUUAUGAGCCACCUCAGGGCUGCCUCAGGACCCUAAACCAAUACAGUCAAACUGUUUUAGGCCUGCUGAACUCCUCCCAUUUGCCCUAUGACUCCGAGAGAAGGAAGAAUGAGCCAUCGUUGGCGAACCUUACCACUACUGCAAUAAGUAUUCUCUCUCGUCAGCCCAAGGGAUUUUUCCUCUUCGUUGAAGGCGCACGCAUCGAUCAUGCACAUCACAGCAACUUCGGCAAAAAGGCACUUUUGGAUUUACUGGCUUUUGAGAAUGCUAUUCAGACCGCCAUACAAAUGGUCAAUCUUGAAGAAACAUUGGUGAUAGUCACAGCGGAUCAUUCACAUUCAUUCAUGCUGGUUGGUGGUCGACCAGAUCGCAGACGAAGCCUCCUUACUGAGAAUAUUGAACUCGCUAAAUACAUCCUUGAUGGAAAAGGCAUGCUUCCGCUGAUGUACUCCAGUGGACCGGCUGGUGCGGUGAAUACCACCCGCCUAAACCUAACUUCCCUCUCCAACACCACCUUGCACGACAUUCGAUUCCAACAACCAGCUUUUAUUCCAUUGCCCUGGGCAACUCACGGAGGUGAGGACGUGGGUAUUUACGCGACGGGCACUUUUAGCUUCCUCUUUCACUCCACUGUGGACAACACUUUUGUUGGACAGGCCAUGAAGUAUGCUUUGUGUCUUCGGCCCUUCGAAAUGGAGCCCCACUGUUUAGCCUGUUGGCUUGCUCCCAGUUUGUUUACAUUAACUGUUGCACUCCUGCUUUCCCAGGCUGUGUCUUUUCAAGGUUGCUAG